GAAUAAUUUAAAUCCAACAAGGAUAUGCGGCCUCGAAUCAAUUAUGCAAACUGACUUUUCUGCUUUGGCUUCUACCAGAAAUUUCUGGUCCUCUGAUGAGGGCCCAACAAGAUAUAAAGGUGCUGUGAAGAAAUGAUUCUAAAGGUUCCUUCCAUAUCAUUCAUCGACCCGCCAGUUUAGCAAACAAUCUGUACCACUCGCUUCAAUGGGGUGGCCUUUCUCAUCUGUUUCAUGGCUCAUCUUCUCAUUUCUUCAUCUGCUAACUUGCACUGCUGAAGACAGGAUCACCUUGGGCCAAUCCAUCGGUGCAAACCAGACGAUAACCUCUUCCAAUGAUCUCUUCGCAUUGGGCUUCUUCAGUCCACAUAAUUCUACCAAUCGCUACGUUGGGAUUUGGUACAACCAGAUUCCCAAUCAGACGGUCGUAUGGGUGGCCAACAAAGAAAAACCACUUACAGAUUCCAACGGAGUCCUUACAAUCACCGACGAUGGGAAUCUGGUGGUCAUGGAUGGGUACAGAAAGAUACUUUGGUCAUCCAAAGUUACCAUGGUCAUUGAAAAUAGUAUUAUGGCAGUACUCAUGGAUACUGGAAAUCUUAUUUUGAGACGAACUGAUCAGAUGGUCGUGUGGCAGAGCUUUGACAGCCCCCUUGGUUCAUUUCUCCCCGGCAUGAGAGUGUCUUUGAAUAAAAAAACUGGAGAAAACAUCCGUCUCUUGUCAUGGAAAGAUGAAAAUGACCCAGAUAUCGGGCGAUAUUCUUAUGGUAUUGAUCCUCGCACGCCUCGUCAGCUCAUCAUCUGGAAGGGGCCAGAUGUGUACAUGAGGAGUGCUGUAUGGCAAGAAGUCACGGUUUUCAGUAGGCUUGAGGGGGACCGCCAGUUUGUGGGCUAUACUGCCGUCGUCGGCAACAAUAAUGAAAUUUCUGUUCAGCUCACUAUCUCGGACAAUUCAAUCAUGUUAAGGUUCGUGUUGACCCCGACAGGGCUAUUUCAGAUGCAGGCAUGGCGAGAGAAUUCGAAGGAGUGGCAAAUUUUAAGUUCGUUUCCAACAAAUGAAUGUGAUUUGUAUGCUAAAUGUGGUCCAUUUGCAAGCUGUGAUAAUAGCAGCUCACCAUCAAUGUGCAAGUGUUUAAAAGGGUUCCAACCCAAAAUCCAGAGAGACUGGGAUUCAAGGAAUUGGUCUGGAGGUUGUGUGAGGCAAAAGCAAUUAAAUUGUGAGAAGGCAGAUGAAUUUUUGAAGGUGGAGAGGACGAAACUACCAGAUUUUUCAAUAUCAACAGCUGGAAAUGUUAGUAGAAGAGAGUGUGAACUGAUAUGUCUCAGGAACUGUUCUUGCAGUGCUUUUGCCUAUAAUAAUGCGAGCGACUGGGGAGACUGGAAAUGUGUGAUUUGGGUUGGGGAUUUGAUAGAUCUUGUGGGCAAUAGAGUGGGUACAGUCGAGCUCUACGUGCGUCGGGCAGUAGCCGAAUUGGGUAAAGACGGCCAGGUAAUCGGUUCAUCCAAGGCGAGAAGUUUGCUGGCCAUUCUGCUAUCAUCAGCUGCUGCAGCGAUGCUUCUUUUGGGCACUUCUGGUUACCUUUUGUGGAGGAGACGCAGGACAAAAGGGUGGAGAGAAACAAACAAGGCAUUUCCCAUGCACGGUUUUAUCAGUGCUGAAACGCAAUACGAGGGACAUAACAUGCUUCAAAGCGGGACAAAUAUCUCAGAGCUACCAUUGGUCGAUUUUGAUUGUAUAAUUGCAGCCACGGAUAACUUCUCUCCGGAAAAUAAGCUUGGAGUGGGUGGGUUUGGCUCCGUUUACAAGGGAAAUUUCUUGGCGCAAGAAGUAGCCGUGAAGAGACUUUCUAAAAGCUCAGGACAGGGCCUAGAGGAGUUCAAAAAUGAAGUAGAACUUAUUGCAAAGCUUCAACACAGGAAUCUUGUUAAACUUUUGGGUUGGUGUAUAUACGGCGAAGAAAAGAUAUUGAUCUACGAGUACAUGCCCAACAAUAGCCUAGAUAAAUAUCUAUUUGACCCAAGCAGACAACCACAUCUGGAUUGGGGUGUGCGCUUCCGCAUUGUUGAAGGGAUUGCUCAAGGGCUUCUUUAUCUUCAUCGAUAUUCGAGAUUACGAGUCAUUCAUAGAGAUCUGAAGGCAAGCAACAUUCUAUUAGAUGGUGAAAUGAACCCUAAAAUAUCAGACUUUGGUUUGGCAAGGAUCUUCGGUGGAAAUCAAACUCGAGGAAACACUGGUAGAGUUGUGGGGACAUUGGGCUAUAUGUCACCGGAGUAUGCAGUACAGGGUGUUUUCUCAGAGAAAUCCGAUGUAUUUAGCUUCGGAGUUUUAUUGUUAGAAAUCAUUAGUGGGAAACGAAGCAGUGGAUUUUGGCCUCAUGAACAGUGGUCCAAUCUUCUAGGAUGUGCAUGGCAACUGUGGAAUGAAGAAAGGGGAUUGGAGCUGAUGGAUCGAUUGAUGAGUGACUCGCAUGUGGCCCACGAAGUGGACAGAUGCAUCCAUGUGGGGCUGUUGUGUGUCCAGGAGAAUCCAACUGAUCGGCCAACCAUGCCUUCUGUUGUUCUCAUGUUAGGCAAUGAAAGUGCAAGACCACCAUCACCAAAGCGACCUGCAUUUUCAACAUGGAAGAGUCCCACAGCUGCUGAUCCAUCUUUGGAUAACUCUGUAAACCAGGUGACAAUUAGCACCAUAGAACCCAGGACAUAGUUCUUGCUACUCGCAAAGGAAGAUCAGAGGCCGUCUGUUUGUUGGUAGAAUGAGGUUUGGAUCUUUCAUUUCAUAUGUAAAUUACAUUUGAGCCUAUAUAACUUUAGCACCAUUUUCUA
Messenger RNA from Magnolia sinica, 2820 nucleotides. Its product is annotated as G-type lectin S-receptor-like serine/threonine-protein kinase At1g11330. Gene Ontology annotation, biological process: protein phosphorylation; recognition of pollen. The record is from RefSeq and is a predicted model, not a curated record. Bases 206 to 2701 code for a protein of 831 amino acids. Gene Ontology annotation, molecular function: ATP binding; protein serine/threonine kinase activity. NCBI's taxonomy places the organism in Eukaryota, Viridiplantae, Streptophyta, Magnoliopsida, Magnoliales, Magnoliaceae. The transcript has 7 exons.